Molecule: messenger RNA, 5641 nt
Organism: Bombina bombina (fire-bellied toad)
Lineage: Eukaryota; Metazoa; Chordata; Amphibia; Anura; Bombinatoridae
Gene: TBC1D8B
Product: TBC1 domain family member 8B
Exons: 21
Coding region: 46-3390 (1114 amino acids)
Molecular function (GO): calcium ion binding
Source: RefSeq, a predicted model, not a curated record
CCAGGAUGGUCAGGAAGACAUGAAACUGACAGGGACACCGGCAAGAUGUGGCUUAGACCGGAGGAGGUGCUGCUCAAGAAUGCACUGAAGUUGUGGGUGACUGAGGAAUCGAACCCCUACUUUGUGCUGCAGAGGAGGAGGGGGUAUGGCGAGGAUGGAGGGGGAUUGGCAGGACUGCUUGUAGGAACACUUGAUGCUGUUUUAGAUUCUACUGCAAAAGUUGCCCCUUUCCGAAUUCUUCAUCAGACCCCAGACUCACAGGUGUAUUGGGCCAUUGCUUGUGGCUCCGAUAAAGAAGACAUUUUUAAACACUGGCAAUGGCUGGAACGCAAUGUUAUGAAAACUCUAUCAGUGUUUGAUUCAAGUGAUGAUAUUACAAGUUUUGUACAAGGAAAAAUCAGAGGCCUUAUUGCUGAGGAAGGAAAAGGCUCUUUUAUAAAAGAGGAAGAUCCCGAAAAAUUCCGUGAAGGUUUAAUGAAGUUUGAGAAGUGCUUUGCCCUGCCAGCUGAAGAGAAGUUGGUAACCUACUACUCGUGCAGUUACUGGAGAGGAAGAGUUCCUUGCCAAGGUUGGCUCUAUCUUAGCACCAACUUCCUGAGUUUCUAUUCUUUCUUGCUCGGGUCAGAGUUUAAACUUAUCAUUCCUUGGGAUGAACUUUCCAGACUUGAAAAGACUUCAACUGUGCUGCUCACAGAGAGCAUACACGUGUGCUCUGAUGGAGAAGAUCACUACUUCUCCAUGUUCCUCCACAUCAACGAGACCUUCCUUCUGAUGGAGCAACUGGCUUGCUAUGCAAUUAAGAGACUGUUUGACAAGGAAACAUUUGAAAAUGAUCAAAUUCUCAAUGAUCCCUUGCAAAUAACCAAGAGAGGCCUGGAAAAUCGUGCUCACAGUGAGCAGUUCAGCACCUACUUCCGACUGCCAAAAGAAGAGUCUCUGAAAGAGGUUCAUGAGUGCCUUCUGUGGAUGCCUUUCAGCCACACCAAUGCAUUGGGGAAGAUGUGUGUUUCUGAAAACUACAUAUGCUUUGCAAGCCAUGAUGGCAGCAUGUAUUCCACAGUCAUUCCUGUAAGAGAGAUAUUUGGCAUUGAAAAGUCAGAUGCAACCACAAGGGCAGUCACUAUUAGUACCAAAGGGAAGAAAAUGUUUCGUUUUUCAGAUGUUCGAGAUUUUGAAUCUCUGGUGUCUAGGCUGCGAGCAAAAUUUACAGUAAUCAGCCCCCAGCACACUCCUUAUUCAGAGGUUUCGUAUACUGAUAAUCAGUCUGAUUUCCCUGAAGAACAUUCCUUAGCUAGUCAGAAAGGCAGCAGUAAAGCUGUAAGCACAGAGGCCUUAAUGACUGUAUUUCAUCCUCAAGAUGCUGAAAACUUGGACCCCAAAAUGUUAAAAGAAAAGAUGAAGGAACAGUCUUGGAAGAUACUGUUCACAGAAUGUGGGCGUGGAGUUAGCAUGUUCCGGACCAAAAGAACUCGUAGUUUGGUAGUGAGAGGUAUUCCAGAGACAUUAAGAGGAGAACUAUGGCUUCUUUUCUCAGGUGCUGUUAAUGAUAUGGCUGCUAACCCUGGUUAUUACUCAGAAAUUGUGGAGAAGUCAUUCGGUACCUGCACUUUGGCCAAUGAUGAGAUUGAGCGGGAUUUACGCAGGUCGUUGCCGGAACAUCCCGCAUUUCAGAGUGACACUGGCAUCUCUGCACUUAGAAGAGUGCUGACAGCGUAUGCUUACAGGAAUCCUAAAAUUGGAUAUUGUCAGGCAAUGAAUAUUCUGACUUCUGUGCUACUGCUCUAUGCCAAUGAAGAGGAAGCCUUUUGGCUUCUCGUUGCUGUGUGUGAAAGGAUGCUACCAGAUUACUUCAACCGGAGAAUCAUUGGUGCGUUGGUGGAUCAGGCGGUUUUUGAGGAGCUAAUUAAGGAGUAUUUGCCCCAGCUGACGGAACACAUGACAGACAUGACUUUCUUCUCUUCUGUCUCCCUUUCGUGGUUCCUCACUCUCUUCAUCAGUGUUUUGCCAAUUGAAAGUGCUGUCAACGUAGUUGACUGCUUCUUUUAUGAUGGAAUCAAAGCAAUUCUGCAACUGGGUUUGGCUGUACUGGACUUCAAUCUUGAGAAGCUUCUAGUGUGUAAAGAUGAUGCUGAGGCGGUCACUAUCCUUAAUAGGUUUUUUGAUAAUGUUGUUAACAAAGACAGCCCAUUGCCGACUGCUGUGCAGCAAGCUUCAGCUAGUCCUGAUAGAAAGGGGAAUAGCAACAAAGUGGAAAUUUCAGAAUUAAUCAGAGAGUCAAAUGACAAAUUUGGUGUAAUUCGUUAUGAGGAUGUGGAGAGUAUGAGGAGCAGAAACAAGCUUUAUGUAAUCCAGACCUUGGAAAUGACUACAAAGCAAAAUGUGCUUCGAGUUGUGCUGCAGGAUGUGAAAUUUAGCCCAGCUGAUUUGGAAGAACUGUACUAUUUAUUUAAGAGAGAGCAUUUUCUGUCUUGUUACUGGAGCAUGAACCGUAGUAUACUGAGCCACCAUGAUCCCAGCUUGCCCUAUUUAGAACAAUACCACCUAGACUGCCAGCAGUUCCGUACACUUUAUCACUUGCUCAGUCCAUGGAGUUAUUCGGAAAAUGCAGACUCUCUUGCUCUGUGGACCUUCCGGUUGCUGGAUGAGAACUCUGAUGGUCUGAUCAACUUCAAAGAAUUUUCUGCAGCAUUUGAUAUCAUGUUCAAUGGAAGUUUUACAGAUCGGCUCAAAUUACUUUUUAAGCUCCACUUACCUCCAGCUUUUACUGAAGUUGGAUCUACAAGUCCUUCGGAAGAAGCCAAACUUUCCAAAGAGGACCUGAUGCAUUUCAGCCAACUCCAUGUAACCUCACCAGCAACCUCUGAAGAUGCUGAGGACAAAACAAAGAGCCCAGAAAAAGGAAAACGGAAGAUUGAUAUCCAGGCAUAUCUUAAGCAAUGGCAAGAUGAACUGGUUCGGAAAGAAGAAAGCAUAAAAGACUUACCAAAAAUGAAUCAGUCCCAGUUUAUUCAGUUUUCCAAGACAUUGUACAAUCUUUUUCAUGGGGACCCGGAAGAGGAACUUCUAUACCGUGCCAUUGCGGCAGUGACCAGCCUUUUGCUCAGAAUGGAGGAAGUUGGGAGAAAGCUGCAGAAUCCUUCUUCACCUUCCAAGAGUCCACCAACAGAACCUAAGGAUACAACUCAGGAGAACAACUUAAAGCCACAAACGGAAACCACUGUUCCUAAUUCUUCCAAAGAAAACACUGAUUGGUCACUUGCUUUUGAACAGAUUCUUGCCUCUUUAUUAAAUGAACCAGCGCUUGUGAGAUUUUUUGAGAAAUCUACUAAUUUAAAAGCCAAGUUAGAAAAUGCAAGGAGCUCUCAGAUCCGAGCUAGCAAAAGGGUAUAAAUACAGAUUUUUUGUUUUUUAAUUACGUAAAGCGAACAUGCAGUAAAUGUUUCAUAUAAAGCUGCGUUAGUAAAAUCACUGAAAAUGUAACCACAAUCACAGUGUUUCUAUUUACUCUUACAAUUCAUAAUCUAUAUCAUUUUUGUAUGCUGUAAGGGUUUCAUUGAGAUACACUGCUAUUUUCCAGUAGGAAAGAAUUGUUUUCAGAAACACUGUAUGGUCAUAUGCAGUCCGGGGAAAUAAACACAUUUAUUGUGUUUAUCUUAAUGCAGUUAUAUAGUGUAUAUAUAAUACUUGUUAAUAUGAAGUUUGAUAGAAAAGAAUUGUGAAUGAUUUUAAAUAUUGUAAUUACAUGAAAGUCUACGGCAUCUCUGCCACAGAAGGAUUAAAAAUAAAGUAUAUAUUUUAGUUUGUGCUAAAUAUGCAACAUUUUAAAAUGCUUUUCAAUGCCCUUGCUGCUGUGUAAAGUGUUGCAGGCCUUUUUGGGAGCAAAUAUUUACCUGUGUAUUACUGUUUACCCUCUAUAGCGCACAGGAGCUCUGCAGCGUGUUGGUUUAUAAUGUUUGUUUAUAUUUACCUGUGUAUUACUGUCUACCCUCUAUAGCGCACAAGAGCUCUGCAGCGUGUUGGUUUAUAAUGUUUGUUUAUGCACCACUAAUUCUGUGUGAUAAUUCCUCUAGUUGCUAUUUUUAUACUUCAUUUCUUCUGUGUGUAUCUGAUUCUAUUAGUCGCUUCUAUUUAAUGUUAAGGAGGGAAGCUAAGCCUUGAUAUGUGAUGGACAAAAAACAAAAUAUCUUGUCUUCCCCCUGAUUUAAACCAUGAGGCUUUUAAUCUCAGCUUCAUAUUUCAUCAGUUACAUUUUAAAAGGAAACUUUUAAAGAUUCAUUUCUAUCAGUUUUUUUAUCUCUUACAAGCUUAAUUUUGGAGUUUGGAAGUUGCAGCCAAUUAUAUACUUAAUUAGUGGUCUCAUUGAUUCUCUAAACAUAUUGAAGUUAGCGUGAGGAGUGAUAAUGAUUUAUUUGUGAAGUGUUUCUUGUUCUGUAGAGCUCAACAAGGGAUUUAUAGCUUUAAAUAUAAUAUGUUAUUAAAGGGAUAUGAAAUAGUGCUUGUUUAGUAAAAACUGUGUUAAAUCAAAGUAAACAUAAAAAGUAUGACUAUGUACUUACUUGUUUUAUUGGAAAAGAAACAUUUAGAAAUCCUCAGUGUAGCCACUGCCCUUAGUGAGAUAAGGGAGUUGACAUUAAAUGACUUAUACAGUCACACAAUGUUUGCAUCAGUCCUCUUCUGAGCAUGGGCAAGAAACUGACUGGAUAUAUUGUAGGUUACACUACACUUCAAAAGGUUAAGCUUUCUUUCGUUUUGCCUGGCAAACGAAAGAAAGGGAUAGAAUCUGUACAAAAGAAGUUGGGGGAAAAAUAAAAGGUAAAAUCAUUAAUAAAAUGAAAAAUAAAAUGCAUGGAUUUCUAUUAAAGGGUCAUGAAACACAAACAUUUUCUUUCAUGAUUUAGGUAAAACAUACAAAUUUAAACAAGUUUUCAAUUUACUUCUAUUAUCAAAUUAGCUUCAUUAUCUUGGCAUCAUUUGUUGAAUGAGCAACAAUGCACUACAGGUUUCUAACUGAACACAUGGGUAAGCCAAUGACAAUCGGUAUAUAUAUGCAGCCACCAAUCAGCAGCUAGAACCUAGGUUCUUUGCUGCUCCUGAGCUUACCUAGAUAAACCUUUCAGCAAAGGAUAACAAGAGAAGGAAGCAAAUAAUAUAAGUACAUUGGAAAGUUGUUUCAAAUUGUAUGUUCUUUCUGAAUUAUGAAAGAAAAAAAUGGGGUUUCAUGUCCCUUUAAGUAUCUCCAACUGCUUAGUAUUUUUUGUUAUAACAAUGAAACAUUCCUAUUCAAGAUGGGAAUUGGUUGUAUGGUUAAUUAAUUCAGCUGGGCAACUCUCCAAGAACAAAUUAAGGGGCAUUAAACUAAUAAAAAAAAAAUUGGGCAUUUAAAUAUACAUUACUUUUACAUGCUCUCUCUCUCUCUCUAUCUAUAUAUAUAUAUAUAUAUAUAUAUAUAUAUAUAUACACACACAUCAAGAGUUCUGUUAAAUCUAUUUAAAUAAUUAAAUGAACACAUACUCUUAGGUUUACUCACUGGGUGACAAGGACAACUUGCACAACUGUAUUUGGUUAACCCCAAUAUGGCCACAAUGAUACAAAUAAAAAGUUAGUUUUUUUUCCCAGCUAAGAAACAUGUUUUCUUCUGUUA